GCAUAAGCUGAUUGAAGCUCCGUCACAAGAUGCCGAACUCGCUUCUAGCCUCCAGUCUCCGUAACCGGCGGCGCAGAUCCAAAUCCAAAAGACAAAAGCUCAUUCAGAAUCAACCUCCGUCUCAAGAGACGGCACUAACAGAGGAGGAAGAGGAAGAAGAAGAAGAUGAAGGAAACGGGUUCAAGCUCAAAACUUCAGCAAAGCACGGAGUCCAACCUCUCGGAAACCUCUACUUCGUCAACAAGGGCGCCGUCAACGUGCGAAACACUGGUCUAGGCAACCUCCAGGUCCUCACCGACGAGCUCGUUCUAGAAAUCCUAGCUCUCCUCGACGCGGCUCAUCUCGGCGUUUUAUCCACCGUCACCAAAUCCUUCUACGUAUUCGCUAACCACGAGCCUCUCUGGAGAAACCUCGUCUUGGAAGAGCUAAAAGGAGACUUUUUGUUCGCCGGGUCGUGGAAAGCCACCUACGUAGCGUCUCGUUAUCCAAAGUCGCAGCCUUUUGGAGGAGAUGGCGAAUCGGUUUUGAAGAUUAGAGAUUUCUAUUCUGAUUACCUCUUCCAGAGCUGGCUAUGCGCGAAUCUCGAGAUGAAGCGGGAGUGGCUUGAACGGGAUAACAUCUCCCGUGUGAGAGGCCUUUCCGUUGAGGAGUUUAUUACUAACUUCGAGGAGCCGAAUAAGCCUGUUCUGUUGGAAGGGUGUUUGGACGACUGGGGUGCGGUUAAGAAAUGGACUAAAGAGUAUCUGAGUGACGUGGCUGGUGACGUGGAGUUCGCUGUUGGUCCGGUUGAGAUGAAGCUCGAGAACUAUUUUAAGUACUCUGACGGAGUUAGCGAGGAGAGGCCGUUGUACUUGUUUGAUCCCAAGUUUGCUGAGAAAGUUCCCGUUUUGGACUCGGAGUAUGAGGCUCCUGUCUAUUUUAGGGAAGAUUUGUUUAGUGUUUUGGGAAACGAGCGGCCUGAUUAUAGAUGGAUUAUAAUCGGACCGUCCGGGUCUGGUUCUUCUUUCCAUAUUGAUCCUAACUCGACCUCUGCUUGGAACGCGGUGAUCACGGGUUCGAAGAAGUGGGUUUUGUUCCCGCCGGAUGUGGUUCCUCCGGGUGUGCAUCCGAGUCCUGAUGGAGCGGAAGUGGCUUGUCCCGUUUCGAUAAUGGAGUGGUUUAUGAACUUUUAUGGUGAUACUAGGAGUUGGAAUAAGAGGCCUGUUGAGUGUGUGUGCAAAGCUGGGGAGGUGGUGUUUGUACCUAAUGGAUGGUGGCAUCUGGUGAUUAACUUGGAGGAAUCUAUUGCUAUUACUCAGAACUAUGUUAGCAGGAGGAAUCUACUGAACGUAUUGGAGUUCUUGAAGAAACCAAAUGCUAAAGAGCUCGUCUCCGGAACAAACGACAGAGAGAACUUGCAUGACAAAUUCAAGAAGGCCAUUGAAGAAGCCUACCCUGGAACCAUCCAAGAGCUAGAGAAGAAAGCAGAAGAAAAGAGAAUAGCCGAAGAACAAAAAGUCACAUUCUGGGACGCUGCAACAGAUUCCAAAUCUGGUGCCUUCAAGUUUUCUUUCUAAACACAAACAUCAGCUCCAAAUUUUUUAUUGUAACAACAAUCAAUAUAUGUGCUCUACUCUGUUUCAUUAAAGUCAGAACUUUGAAUACAAAUAAAGUUUAAUCCUUUAU
Brassica oleracea var. oleracea is the source of this 1665-nucleotide messenger RNA. Its product is annotated as F-box protein At5g06550. The record is from RefSeq and is a predicted model, not a curated record. The transcript is spliced from 2 exons. The coding region runs from base 30 to 1556 and encodes 508 amino acids. Gene Ontology annotation, cellular component: nucleus. NCBI's taxonomy places the organism in Eukaryota, Viridiplantae, Streptophyta, Magnoliopsida, Brassicales, Brassicaceae. Gene Ontology annotation, molecular function: cis-regulatory region sequence-specific DNA binding; protein binding.